AUUGCAUUUUUUUUUCAAAUAUGGCAAUAAUAUCACAUGCCAAAGCAUUCCGUGAUGCUACUAAUUUUGGACUUUUGAUUAAUAGAAAACUGACUAUUUAAUUGAAAUGGAUUUCCAAAACCGCGCAGGCGGUAAAACCGGCAGCGGCGGUGUUGCUUCCUGGUCAGAAACAAACCGCGACCGUAAAGAGCGCUUAAGACAAUUAGCUUUGGAAACAAUUGAUCUGAACAAAGAUCCAUAUUUUAUGAAAAACCAUUUGGGUUCUUAUGAAUGUAAAUUAUGUUUGACUUUGCAUAAUAAUGAAGGCAGUUAUUUGGCCCACACCCAAGGUAAGAAACAUCAAGAAAACUUGGCCAGACGGGCAGCUAAAGAAGCAAAGGAGGCUCCUUCUAUGAUGGCUCCCGAAAAGCCUCGGGUGGAACCUAAGAAGUUCGUCAAAAUUGGCCGCCCUGGGUAUCGAGUCACCAAACAACGUGACCCAAGUAAUGGGCAGCAAUCAUUAUUAUUCCAAAUAGAUUAUCCGGAAAUUACUGAAGGUGUUAUACCGAGGCACCGCUUCAUGUCUGCUUAUGAACAAAAAAUUGAGCCACCCGACCGAAAAUGGCAGUACCUGUUAUUUGCUGCAGAGCCAUACGAGACUAUUGGCUUCAAGGUACCUUCAAGAGAAGUAGAAAAAACCGAAGGAAAAUUUUGGACGCACUGGAAUCGGGACACGAAGCAAUUUUUCUUACAAUUCUCCUUUAAGUUGGAACCGAAAAUUAUCCCACCUCCACCGCCACAGUUGCAUCGGGCACUAGGCCCACCUGGAGGUUUCUCUAUACCAGGGCCGCCAAGACCUCAUCACAUGUUUAAUGGAGUGCCACCUCCACCUCCCAUGAGUGUGUUACCAGUACCUCCACCACCCAUGUGAGAAGAAGAAUCCCCUGCUACUUCUAAAUAAGACGAUGCAGGAAUUUACUUAAAGCUCCAAGUAAAAUUUUUAAAUUACUAGGCUUGAUUAACCUUUCCUCGACGAAGUCAUUUUUUCAUUUUACUCUCAUAUUUGAAGCCGGCAUUCAGUAGCAGAAAGUUUGUGACAGUUUUUUAAAGAGAACUUAAACAUUCGUCAUAUAUUACUAUUAAUUCGGUUCGAGUAAUUAUUAAAAAAAAUUAUAUUAAUAAAACUAGUUACUAAAACAAAAUAAUUACAGCUUUUGUGUCCAGGUUUACAAACAAUAGAGCGCCGUAUUCUUACGCUCCUCCUUUUCAUUUGUCAAGCGCACUCACGUUGGAAUAUCAAUUCAAAUUGCCAUAAAGCAUACCGUAAAGUUUUCUCGGUAUGAUUGUUGUUUCUACCGUUUCAAAUUGUUCGUUCCCAUCAAAUAUGCAGUAUCACCACGAAGACACGAACGUUUGGCCUAAUUCUCGACGUGGGCAUGAAUGUGCCUCGACUUAUCGUGACAUAUCGAUUCCUCAUCACGAAUUAUGCGAAACAAAAAAAAUGUCGUGUUAUAAUAUCUUUUGAGCAAUGUUUCACACGAGGAUCACCAACAGCAUCGCGACUUGCAAUCCUAUAACCUUCCCUUCCCCAUCUUUUUCAACAUUUUCAUUGCCUUAAGUAUCCAGAAUUCGCAGCUUUACUGUUCUGUCAAGAAUUUUGCUCAGAGGUUUUCCCACUAUCUCUUGCAUCUCUUAGUUUUCAAACUUUUCCUUUGCUGCGAACACAUGACUAUUUUCCAACAAUACAUGAAUCUUUUCCCAUAUCCUGCUUCAUAUGAUGCGUUUAAUGAAUUCCAAUUUUUUGACCUAAACUACUGAUAUAAA
Messenger RNA from Glossina fuscipes, 1803 nucleotides. RefSeq names its product splicing factor 3A subunit 2 (gene Sf3a2). The record is from RefSeq and is a predicted model, not a curated record. Gene Ontology annotation, molecular function: zinc ion binding; nucleic acid binding. Lineage: Eukaryota; Metazoa; Arthropoda; Insecta; Diptera; Glossinidae. The transcript has 2 exons. Gene Ontology annotation, biological process: spliceosomal complex assembly. Bases 107 to 910 code for a protein of 267 amino acids. Gene Ontology annotation, cellular component: catalytic step 2 spliceosome; nucleus; U2-type prespliceosome.